Vicugna pacos (alpaca) is the source of this 3120-nucleotide messenger RNA. The record is from RefSeq and is a predicted model, not a curated record. NCBI's taxonomy places the organism in Eukaryota, Metazoa, Chordata, Mammalia, Artiodactyla, Camelidae.
CCGGAAGGUCCUCUCCCAGCGUCCCUGGAGCCCCGGAUUGUGAUGGGCGAGGAGACGUGUCGGGCGCCCCCACUGCCCAGGGCAACCCUGCCAGAGCUCAGGGACUGCGAGGGUGGGCACGAGCCUGAACCACCCCCCGAGUUGUGUUCUCAGGGUGACCCUCCUGUGCCUUUCCCCGCCCCAGACUCUGAUUCCUUCUUCACACCUCCUUCCACCCCCACCGAGACAGCCUCUACCCUGCUCCCUGGCCCCGGGCCCCGCAGGGACAGCAGGGACAUCCGGGAUGCCCAGGCUGAGCUGGGGGACUCGCCGCCAGCCUCACCCUCAGGCUCCUACGUCACGGCGGACGGGGACAGCUGGGCCUCGUCCCCAUCCUGUUCCCUGAGCCUGAAGGCCCUGGCUGAAGGGCUGGAUGUGCCCUCGGGCUGGGGCUUCUCCCCACCGGGGUCCAUGGUGGACGAGAGGGAGCCGCCCCUGCCUGAGCCCCUGGACACAUCUUCAGAGUCCAGCCUCUCGGAGGACAGCAGUUCUUCCUGGGGCCAGGAGGGCCACUUUUUUGAGCUGGACUUCCUGGCCAACGACCCAAUGAUCCCUGCUUCCCUCCUGCCCUUCCAGGGCAGCCUGAUCUUCCAGGUGGAGGCCGUGGAGGUGACGCCGCUGCCCCCUGAGGUGGAGGAGGAGGAGGAGCAGGAGGAGGAGCAGGAGGAGGGCGAGGCGGCCCCCGCCCCCAGAGGGGACCUGGCCGGGGAGGGCGAGGACGACAGCACGUUUGCCUCCUCCCUGCAGUCGCUGUCCGACCUCUCCAUCACCGAGGGCAUGGAUGAGGCCUUCGCCUUCCGGGAUGACACCUCGGCUGCCUCCUCGGACCCCGACUCGGCCUCCUACGCAGGGGCUGAUGAUGAGAGGCUAUACAGCGGGGAGCCCCAUGCACAGCCCGCCGCCCUGCUCCAAGGCAGCCUUGGUGAGGCCACCACCUGGGGCCUGGAGGCCACUUCUGGGCUGUCCGAGGGGGAAACCAGUCGCGCUGCCAAGAGGCAGGAAACCAACUCCGAAAUAACUUGGCUGGGUCCCACUUCAGGCCAGACGUCCACUGCUGCUGUGGCCCCUCACGCCCUGCAGGAAGCCCCAGGUUUCGCUGGGGCGACCGCUCACACCUGGGAUGAAGAGGCAGACUCCACGACAGGACCAGCACCUGUUGCCGCGAUCACGCCUCAGCACCCGCAGAACGGAGACAGCGCUGCAUUAGGCCCAGAGCCCUGGACUUCUAAGGGAGAGGCAGACCUCAGCUCUCUGCAAAACCUGAAGAAAGAAGCAGGCCACGGGUUUGCCACUGCAGCCAGCUCUGAGACUCAGCAGGAAGAAGUGGACCUGACGGCAUUCCUGCCCCUGCAAGAUGCAGCCCUCCCCUCUGGCCAUGGAUCUGCCUCCGAGGCCAGUCCUGAACCCCUGCCAGAAGAAGUGGACAUGACAGCAUCCCUGCCCCUGAAGGAUGCAGCCUUCCCUUCGGCCCAGGAAUCUGCCCCCAAGGCCAGUCCUGAACCCCAGACAGUAGACGUGGACAUGACAGCAUCCCUGCCCCCGAAUGAUACAGCCCUCCCCUUGGUCCAGGGGUCUGCCUCCGAGGCCAGUCCUGAGCCCCAGCCAGAAGAAGUGGACCUGAUGGCAUCCUUGCCCCUGCAAGAUUCAGCCUUCCCCUCAGUCCUGGGAUCUGCCUCUGAGGCCAGUCCUGAGCCCCAGCCAGAAGAAGUGGACAUGACAGCAUCCCUGCCCCCGAAGGAUGCAGCCCUCCCCUUGGUCCAGGGAUCUGCCUCCGAGGCCAGUCCUGAACCCCAGCCAGAAGAAAUGGACAUGACAGCAUCCCUGCCCCUGAAGGUUGCAGCCUUCCCUUCAGCCCAGGAAUCUGCCUCAGAGGCCAGUCCUGAACCCCAGGCAGUAGAAGUGGACAUGACAGCAUCCCUGCUCCUGAAGGAUGCAGCUCUCCCCUUGGUGCAGGGAUCUGCCUCUGAGGCCAGUCCUGAACGCCAGCCAGAAGAAAUGGACCUGAUGGCAUCCCCACCCUUGAAGGAUGCAGCCUUUCCUUCAGGCCAGGAAUUUGCUGUCAAGGCUAGUCCUGAACCCCAGCCAGAAGAAAUGGACAUGACAACAUCCCUAGGCCUGAAGGAUGCAGCCCUCCCCUUGGUCCAGGGAUCUGCCUCCGAGGCCAGUCCUGAACCCCAGCCAGAAGAAAUGGACAUGACAGCAUCCCUGCCCCUGAAGGUUGCAGCCUUCCCUUCAGCCCAGGAAUCUGCCUCCGAGGCCAGUCCUGAACCCCAGACAGUAGACGUGGACAUGACAGCAUCCCUGCCCUCGAAGGAUGCAGCCCUCCCCUUGGUCCAGGGGUCUGCCUCCGAGGCCAGUCCUGAACCCCAGCCAGAAGAAGUGGACCUGAUGGCAUCCCUGCCCCUGAAGGAUGCAGCCCUCCCUUCGGCCCAGGAAUCUGCUUCUGAGGCCAGUCCUGAACCCCAGCCAGAAGAAGUGGACAUGACAGCAUCCCUGCCCCCGAAGGAUGCAGCCCUCCCCUUGGUCCAGGGAUCUGCCUCUGAGGCCAGUCCUGAACCCCAGCCACAAGAAAUGGAAUUGACGGCAUGCCUGCCCCUGAAGGAUGCUGCCCUCCCCUUGGUCCAGCGAUCUGCCUCUGAGGCCAGUCCUGAACCCCAGCCAGAAGAAAUAGACCUGAUGGCAUCCCCACCCUUGAAGGAUGCAGCCCUCCCUUCAGCCCAGGAAUCUGCCUCCGAGGCCAGUCCUGAACCCCAGGCAGUAGAAGUGGACCUGACAGCAUCGCUGCCCCCGAAGGAUGCAGCCCUCCCCUUGGUCCAAGGAUCUGCCUCUGAGGCCAGUCCUGAACCCCAGCCAGAAGUAAUGGACAUGACGGCAUCCCCACACUUGAAGGAUGCAGCCUUCCCUUCAGGCCAGGAAUCUGCCUCCGAGGCCAGUCCUGAACCCCAGGCAGUAGAAGUGGACAUGAUAGCAUCCCUGCCCCUGAAGGAUGCAUCCCUCCCCUUGAUCCAGGGAUCUGCCCCCGAGGCCAGUCCUGAACCCCAGCCAGAAGAAGUGGACCUGACAGCAUCUCUGCCCCCGAGG